AUGAGCCGAUUAGGUGGCUGGCUCCGCGCCAAUGUCAAGAACGACUCCAAGGGCGAUGCGGCAAUCGCAACAGCCGAGAAGGAGCGCCGCCAAUGCGUCGAGGCCAUGUCCCAAGCCCAACUCAUCAUGAACGAUGAUGUUGAUGGCGCCUACGAGGCCCUGAAGCAGGGCGACUCCUCCUUCCACCGUCUGGGAACGUCAGUCUCGUAUUUUAUGCGCUCCGUCCUGGGGAUGGAGAGACAAGUCAUGGACGAGGCUAUGGCACUUCUCAAUGAUUGCGAGGCACGUGCCUGGGAUGACGUGAAGGCCGCCGAGAAGAGAGGGCCCCGCGGGAACUCGAUCUACCCGGCUGGCACAGAGUAUGACCUCAUUCGUGCCGAGUCGCAGCUUAUGGGAGCUGUUGUGGGCGUGCUACACGAGAGCCUGGUCGAAGCCAUGAAGAGCUUUUACAAGCUGCGCAAGGCCUUCAUCACGCUUGAUACCAUCAUCGCCAUUGAGGCGCGCGUGCUGGGAGAGGCGUCUACAGCUGAGACGCCCGUCGCCAACGGGACUGCGGCCAAUGGCACUUCCGGCGGUGAAAGCAACGGCACUUCCAUCAAGACUACGGACGGCGACGCCGCUUCCGAGGUGGUGGUCGACUAUGCGUCCUCUGGAAUUCAGACUCCGUCUGAGAAGAAGACACUCAAUGGGACAGUGACAACCACGGAGAGGGCAGACAAGAAGAACCCGACCCUGACCGACCCGGUAGACGUCUUCAUUCACUCGGGCGCCAACAUGUGCUUUGGCAUCCUGAUGCUGAUCCUGACACUGGUACCGCCCUCCUUCGCCCGUGUACUAUCUGUGGUGGGCUAUCGUGGCGACCGGGACCGCGGCGUGCGGCUUCUAUGGAGGUCCUCGAAAAACGACAACAUAAAGGGCGCGAUAGCAGGAAUGGCCCUUCUGGGUUUUUACAAUGGUGUCCUCGGCACAGCGGACAUCCUCCCCCACGAGCGCGACUAUGAUGAGACGGCCGAGACGGUGGGACCGCCACACCAGAAAUGCGAAGAGCUCCUGGCUACGAUGCGUGAACGGUACCCUGCCUCCCAACUGUGGCAGAUUGAAGAAUCGCGCCGACUGUCGAGCAACCACAACCUCGAGGGGGCGAUUGAGAUUCUGCGCAGCAGCGGACCAGCAGCCAAGAUGAAGCAGAUUUCCUCCCUGGCAGACUUUGAGCUGGCUCUCGACGCCAUGUUCGUGCAGGACUGGGCCCUCAUGCGUGACACCUUCCUCCGCUGUGCUGAUACGAACGAUUGGAGCCCGGCACUGUACCACUUCAUGGCGGGGUGCGCGACUUUGGAACUGUACCGGGACGCCGUGCAGGCCGGUGACGACGACGAGGCGCGCAGGCAGAAGCGCACGGCCGAGGGCUACCUUCGCAAGGCGCCCACCAUGGCUGGAAAGAAGCGGUUCAUGGCCGGCAAACUCCCCUUUGACGUGUUCCUCGAGCGCAAGAUCCAACGCUGGGAGGCCCGUGCCUCAGAGCUGGGCGUUGAUCUUGCCGAUGCCGUCGGCGUCAGCCCCUCAAUGGAGGUGUGCUACAUAUGGAACGGGACCAAGCGUAUGGCUGACACGCACCUCGACAAAGCGGUGGGCACAAUGUCCUGGGAGAGGUUGACAUGCCGUGACGAUGUGGUGACCGUCAUCAAGGCUGAGCAGGAUGAGAUGGGUCUCUGGGCCGUAUGCAUGUCUGCUACCUUGAGGAGGAGGCGCAAACUGCAAGAAGCCAGGCGUGUCUUGCAGGACCAUGUCCUGGCGUACGAUAGAACCAUUUUCAAGGGACACAACAAGAACGACCACGUUCCCCCCUCGGCGACAUACGAGCUAGCAGCCAUCGCAUGGGAUGAGUGUUGCCAGCCCCCCCUUGAUGAUGAAGGUAACGACGACGUGGCCUACCGGAAACGAAAGCUGCAGGAGGUAGAAGAGCACUUGGAAAAGGUCAAGAAUUGGGAGUCAUACACACUCGACAUGCGGGUGGGCCUCAAAGUGCAGAGCGCACUCGAGACGGCAAAAUGGUUCAGGGGAAAGAUGGGCUGGACCGUAUAA
Messenger RNA from Geosmithia morbida, 2082 nucleotides. RefSeq names its product Pfam:IML2. Bases 1 to 2082 code for a protein of 693 amino acids. Gene Ontology annotation, cellular component: cytosol; nucleus; mitochondrial outer membrane. Lineage: Eukaryota; Fungi; Ascomycota; Sordariomycetes; Hypocreales; Bionectriaceae. The record is from RefSeq and is a predicted model, not a curated record. The transcript has 2 exons.